Messenger RNA from Gossypium arboreum, 2308 nucleotides. Its product is annotated as cysteine-rich receptor-like protein kinase 44. Gene Ontology annotation, biological process: protein phosphorylation. The coding region runs from base 41 to 2098 and encodes 685 amino acids. NCBI's taxonomy places the organism in Eukaryota, Viridiplantae, Streptophyta, Magnoliopsida, Malvales, Malvaceae. Gene Ontology annotation, molecular function: ATP binding; protein kinase activity. The record is from RefSeq and is a predicted model, not a curated record. The transcript has 7 exons.
ACCGAGUUUCAAAGUUGUGUUUUCACAUGGCAGAGCCAUCAUGGUCAUGAAAUUUUUUAUAACCCCUUGUAUUCACCAAAAUCAUCACCCUUACCUGAAAACAAUGUAUCUCAACAACCCAGUUUUUGCUUUCGUCCUUGUAAUAAUCUUAGUUAUUUCUCUCACAAAUGCCCAAACCUGUUUAGAAACUGGUAAUAACUUCACCACCAACAGUCUGUUUGCUCGAAACCGUAACCUACUCCUCACUUCUCUCCCAACAAACGUGUCUAAAAAUGGUGGUUUCUUCAAUACUUCCAUUGGUGAAGGACUCAACAGAGUUUAUGCUCAAGCACUAUGUCGAGGUGAUUUGUCUGGAGAAGAUUGUUUCGUUUAUGUCAAUUUUACAGCUCAUCAAUUACUAUCAAGUUGUAAAAACCAAACAGAAGCAUUCUCAUGGGAUGGUGACAUACCAUGUCUUGUUCGAUAUUCCGAUAAGUCUUUAUCCGGUGUAUUAGCAUUGGAACCUAUACAAGAAGGGAUUAACCCUAAUGCUAUUACAGAUGUUGCAUCGAAUUUAACGUUGUUUUUUGAGCUUUGGGGUGAAUUAAUGGAAGCUGUGGCCAAAAAAGCUUCAAUGGGAUCUUCAAAGCUUAAAUAUGCAACUGGUAUGGCUGAGGAAAUUCAAGCAUUAAUGCAAUGUACACCGGAUUUGUCCGAAAGUAAUUGCUUAACUUGUUUAAGGACAUUGAUUCGUCGGUAUACCGCGUGUUGUCGUACUUAUCAAGGCGGUUACGUCGAAACGCCGAGUUGCCGUAUGCGGUGGGAUUUGUAUAUGUUCUUUUCGCCUACUGCCGAUACCGUACGAUUAUCGCUUUCAUCUCCGCCUCCUGAUUCGAUCGAUAAUCCAUUAGCAACAAUAAAAGACAAUAAGGAAAGCAUUUCAUCAAAAACUAUUACAAUCAUCGUCGUGCCGGUCAUCGUUUUUGUAGCAAUAGUUGCCGCCGGUUUCGUCCUUCGACGAAAAACGAAAUCGUCAAAACAAGACAUGAAUAACAAGGAUAAUGGUUUGGAAUUGGAAUCACUUCAAUUUCAAUUGAAAUCUGUAAUAAAGGCAACAAACAAUUUCUCCCAUGAUAACAUGCUUGGACAAGGUGGAUUUGGUGCUGUUUAUAAGGGUAGGUUUGAUGAUGGACAAGAGAUAGCUGUGAAGAGAUUAUUUAAUGAAUCUGGAGAAGGCGACGACGAAUUCAAGAAUGAAGUCAUGUUAAUGGCAAGGCUUCAACAUAGGAAUUUGGUUAGGCUUAAAGGGUUUUGCUUGGAAAGAAAAGAAAAGCUUCUUAUAUUUGAGUUUGUGCCUAAUUCAAGCCUCGACCAUUUUCUAUUUGAUCCGAACAAACGGCUACUGAUAGAUUGGAACACAAGGUACAAAAUCAUAACAGGGAUAGCUCGAGGAUUACUUUACCUUCACGAAGAUUCUCGGUAUCGAAUCAUUCACCGUGAUCUAAAGGCUUCGAACAUUCUGUUAGACGAAGAAAUGAACCCCAAAAUUUCCGAUUUCGGAAUGGCAAGGUUGUUCAAAGCCGACCAGACUAGAGAUAAUACAAGAAGGGUUGCAGGAACAUUUGGAUACAUGGCUCCGGAAUACGUAAAGCGUGGGAAGCUUUCACUUAAAUCUGAUGUUUACAGCUUUGGUGUAUUGAUUUUGGAAAUCAUUAGUGGUGACAAAAUCAGCCAUUUCCAUAACAAUGGGGCGGAUCUUCUUACAUAUGCCUGGAGAAAUUGGAGAGAAGGAACGAGUUUAAAUCUGGUAGAUGAGCAUUUGAGGGGCAGUAGUCGUGGGUCAAGAAGCGAAAUGACGAGAUGCAUUCAUAUAGGGUUGCUAUGUGUUCAAGAAAAUGAUGAAAAUAGACCGUCCAUGAACUCGGUCGUUCUUAUGCUUAGCGAUACUUCUGUAUCAAUGUUGAUGCCAUCGACACCGGCUUUUAUGAACCUCAAUAGUGCCACCAUUGUGCAAACCAUUGUGCAAUCAGAGACACCGGCUUCAGCAUCGUCAAAUUAUAAUAAUUCAGAUCGAUUCACUAGAAAUGAGGUUACAAUCUCCACGUUAGAUUCUAGAUGAGACAUAAACAUGCAGGAGAACGAGUAAAUAUCCAUUUUAUCAAGGUUCUAUCGGUUAAGAGUGUCGUAAAAACUUGUUAGGAUUCCUCUUCACUUCCAUUUAUCGACAAAGGUGCCUAAUUCAAAUAAUGGACUAUUUUCAUCUUCAUUUCAUCUGUAUAUUUUAUGAAAAUUAAGAAGUUAAUCAUUCUAAUGCAAUCUAAGACUUUGA